Fraxinus pennsylvanica is the source of this 573-nucleotide messenger RNA. The record is from the annotation of a GenBank genome assembly. NCBI's taxonomy places the organism in Eukaryota, Viridiplantae, Streptophyta, Magnoliopsida, Lamiales, Oleaceae.
AUGGGCCGGAAGAAGUUGGAGAUAAAGCGAAUCGAGGAUAAAAGCGCUAGGCAAGUGACGUUCUCGAAACGCCGUAAUGGGUUGCUGAAGAAAGCCAAGGAACUCGCUGUGCUCUGCGAUGUAGAAGUCGGAGUGGUUAUCUACUCCAGCAGUGGAAAGUUACACCAUUACUGUAGCACCAACAGGUUAUCUGAGAUCCUGCAACCUUGCCACGGCCGUGUUGAUGCAGAACCAGGUGCAUCAGCAAAAGUUUGUGAGACACAGAAAAAUAACUAUGCAGGUUUCCUAACAUGCCGAGAGCUUCUACAACUAGUAGAAAGGGGCCUUGAGGAGCAAUAUGCUGACCAGUUCAGUGUGACUGACCUUGAAAGUUUGGAGAAGCAACUCGAGGCUACACUAAUACGAACGAGAUCUACAAAGGAGAACUUGCUGCCAGAAGAGAACAGGCUUCUCAGGGAGAAGGUAGGUGGAAACGAGAUGGAUGAGAGCAGGAACAGGAUGCUUAUGGAUCUCAGUGCUCUCCCAUAUACUCCAAUGUUGAGUGAACAACAUGUAUUGCUCGAUUUGCUUUGA